Homarus americanus (American lobster) is the source of this 3972-nucleotide messenger RNA. RefSeq names its product tubulin beta chain-like. The transcript has 7 exons. Lineage: Eukaryota; Metazoa; Arthropoda; Malacostraca; Decapoda; Nephropidae. Gene Ontology annotation, cellular component: cytoplasm; microtubule. The record is from RefSeq and is a predicted model, not a curated record. The coding region runs from base 129 to 1472 and encodes 447 amino acids. Gene Ontology annotation, biological process: microtubule cytoskeleton organization; mitotic cell cycle. Gene Ontology annotation, molecular function: structural constituent of cytoskeleton; GTP binding; GTPase activity.
CUCACUCCAUAAAUUCGUUGCAUUCAGGCACAGGACUUCAGUGUGGCAGGAGCGGCCCCCUUGAUAUAUCCGGUGCCUCUGUGAAGUUUUAAAACUCAUAAAAAAAAGGACACACACACAUACACAUCAUGCGCGAAAUCGUCCACAUCCAGGCGGGGCAGUGCGGGAACCAGAUCGGCUCAAAGUUCUGGGAGGUAAUCAGUGACGAGCAUGGCAUCGACCCCAACGGUCAGUACCAUGGACAACACGAGAUUCAGCUGGAGAGAAUCAACGUUUAUUACACUGAAGCCUCAGGUGGGAAGUAUGUGCCACGAGCGGUAUUAGUGGACCUUGAACCCGGUACAAUGGACUCUGUGAGGUCGGGGCCGUUUGGUCAUCUCUUCAAACCCGACAACUUCAUUUUUGGUCAGAGCGGCGCAGGUAACAACUGGGCCAAGGGUCACUAUACUGAAGGAGCCGAACUGGUGGACUCAGUCGUCGAAAUUAUCCGGAAGGAGAGCGAAAACUGCGACUGCCUUCAGGGAUUCCAGCUCACACACUCCCUGGGCGGUGGCACUGGGUCGGGUAUGGGCACACUCCUUAUCUCCAAGAUCCGAGAGGAAUACCCAGACAGAAUCAUGAAUACUUUCUCCGUCAUGCCCAGUCCUAAGGUCUCAGAUACAGUGGUCGAACCAUACAACGCUACACUCUCCAUUCAUCAACUGGUCGAAAACACAGACGAGACCUACUGUAUCGACAACGAGGCCCUCUACGACAUCUGCUUCAGGACACUCAAGCUAUCUACCCCAACCUAUGGCGAUCUCAAUCACCUGGUCUCACUCACCAUGUCCGGUGUCACUACCUGUCUCCGAUUUCCUGGCCAGCUGAAUGCCGAUCUGAGGAAGCUUGCUGUCAAUAUGGUGCCUUUUCCUAGGCUUCACUUCUUCAUCCCAGGUUUCACUCCUCUUACUGCGCGAGGGUCACAACAGUUCCGCAAGAUGACGGUAUCUGAACUGACGUCACAGAUGUUCGACGCCAAGAACAUGAUGGCAGCGUGUGAUCCCCGCCACGGCCGCUACCUCACUGUGGCUACCGUCUUCCGCGGCCGUAUGUCUAUGAAGGAGGUGGACGAACAGAUGCUCAGCGUACAAAACAAGAACUCCGCCUACUUCGUCGAGUGGAUCCCCAAUAAUGUCAAGACUGCUGUGUGUGACAUCCCUCCCAGAGGCAUGAAAAUGGCCGCCACCUUCAUCGGAAACUCCACUGCUAUUCAGGAACUGUUUAAGCGCAUCUCAGAGCAGUUCACAGCCAUGUACAAGAGGAAGGCUUUCCUCCACUGGUACACGGGCGAGGGUAUGGACGACAUGGAGUUCACAGAGGCUGAAUCCAACAUGAACGACCUGGUAUCUGAGUACCAGCAGUACCAGGAGGCCACCGUUGAUGACAGCAUGGAAGACGAGGAGAUGGAAGAAGACGAACUAGAGUACGAUUAAUAACUCCUACUUAUUAUAAUAAAAAAAACCCACAACCAAACCGUCCACUGGAAAGCAUCACCAACCGUCCACUGAAGAGAACGUCACACUGUCCAACACUGAACUUACGAACGCUGAUAACUGCCCCCCUCCCCACCCUAACGUAAAGAAUGCUGCAGAGAACGAGAAUAUGAGACAACGAGUGAACAAUUAGAACGCUUUUAUCUGGACAUAUCAACCAUUUAAAAUCAACAACACAAUCACCCGUCCAACAAACACUCAAACCACGACCAACCAGGCACCGUAUAGACAAGAUUAAAGACCUAGAUGACGUAGACAAAACUAUUUACAAACAGACAACGUAUAGACAACAAUACAGACACCAUAAACAAAUACAAACAACAUGCCACUGCAAAUAUCGCAAACAACACAACAAACUAAACAAAAAAUGAAGACAUGAAACAAAUCAGUCAGUUGAAGGCAAACAAAAAUACUAAACUUGACAAAAGAUACAUAAAUGCAAAUGACUGACUCGGAAUUUAAGAACAGGAAUUAAUAGCCAAUCGAGAGGGGAGAACAGCAUGAACAGAGGGGAGAAGAACAUAACACGAUAACAAAAAACACGCAAGCCCAGCCAGAACUUAUUACGUGAACUAUGAAAAUACAUCAAUCUAAUACUUUCUCCAGACAACAUAGUGGAGGCUAUUGACUGAAGUUUCUCCGUUGUCUUCAGUAUAAUAACAAGUUUUAAUGACGUAUUUAUGAUUUAGUAGAAUUAAACAAAUAGAUUAUGAAUUUAUAGUGAAAAUAAUAUUUCUACUACAUGCGUCAAAUGGUGUUAAUUUGUAUUGAUAAUGUAAACUGGUAAAUAAUAAUGUGGAUAUAAUUAAUAUAUAAUAACGUUUCAGUGUCUUACUAUGCUUUAUUCCUUCCAAUAAAUUAUAAUUUAUGUACUCUAAUUUAAUUUCACUCAUUUUCACUAUAAAUCAUAAUGCAAAGAUACUCUUAGCACUUGUAAUUUUUGUACGAUACGUUGAUGAAAAACUCAGUGUUUACGAGUAUAUUGCCAUUACCUUUUGUAUAUGUGCUGGUGCAGGGGAUUCAUUGGCUACCCAGCGGCAGCAGAAGCCCACUACCAUAACCCACUCGCUGUUUACACACUACGGGGAAGGGUUUACCUCCUCCAUGUGCAGUAGUCAAUGUCCCCAGGGGCACCAGAGCUCACCGCGGCCUGCCUUAACAGACAUAGGACACCCCCACCCUCUAUUAUAGGAGUGGUUGGCGUCGGCAGCUCAAACAGGCUUUUAUAAAACCCACGAGUUGGACUAUCUCCUGAAGCGACGCAUAUGUAUGUAUUCCGUAACAUUGUCACUAAAAGGGCUUUUCUCAAACCAUAAGUUGAACUGUUCUCAUAAAGUAAGGGUCAUAUACGUGUAAUGUUAUCACUGAUUAGCGAGUUGUCACAGCAUCAGCAUCUGGCGUCACUAUUUUAAUGUGUUUUCUAGUGAAGAAUAUUUAAGUACUAUCAUACGUCGAGUAAACUGUGUUCAUAUUUUAGUCUAAAUUAAUUACCUACUAGGAAUUUUGUUACUUAAUUGCUCACUAGCUGUUCUGAAUUGAUUUAUAUCUUCUUGUAACUUUCACACUGUUGCCCUAGUUAAAGAUCAAACGCAUGACUUUGAUUACAGUACAUUGUUUACAAGAGGAAAUCAUUUUGUUUACAGUUCAUCACGCUGCGUCAGAGGAAAACUUAACUGACACUCAUAAACAGCACAUAUAAAAAUAUGAUCAUUACCACACCUCAGUUUCUCAAAGAUUCCUAAGUUAAUUCCCCCCUUUAAAGUCUAAAUGGUUUCGAAUACUAUUUUGGCCAUAAAAUAAAUGAUCCAAUUCCAUAAAUUUUUUACACCUACAGUUUAAGUAAGAAAAGAAUUAACCUACAAGCCUUUGAGAAUCUGGGACUCUUAUUCUCCUAUGGCCUAUAUCUGUUGGCCUACCUUCCUUAUGUCAUUUAAUUCUCUCUGGCCACGUGGCUUGUAUCUUACCGAUGUGAUUAUUGUAUUCUUCAACUAUAGAUGCAUUUAUUUUAAGGAGUGAGAAUGAAAGUGUCAUGUCAGAUAAAUAAAGUGUAAGAUUAGCGACUUAAAAUGACACGUGUGAAAUUCCUACGUGUUGUUGAUGACUGAUGUACUAACUUAUGUGUUGAAAUAUAAUGUACUAAUAGUUGUUGAAACGCAAUGCAGUAAUACAUUAUACCACCAACAUCAUACAACACAGUAAUGUUUUCAGUUCGUCAUUUUUCACGAUUACAAAUAUCCUCUUUUUAUCUGUUAUAAUUGUAUCAUUAUUGUUAAUAUUUUGUAAUUGUUGAUUCGGUUAGUUUUGCUGUUUGCUAUCAAGGCAUCGGCACAUUUUUGGUAAGAGCUUUACUGCAGGAGUGGAGAGUCUUCAAGUUUCUAAAAAGGAUGUCAGAUGGUUUUUGUAGGCGUUGGAGUUUGUGUCAAGUAAAGCAUCACAUUCC